AUGGUGUGCUCUAAGAUAGAGAAGAGGAUGAUAGCCACAUUCUUCUUAAAAGAUGAUGCUCUGGAUUGGUGGAAGAGCACGAGGCGGACUGUGGAUGUGUCUACCUUGACCUGGGAUGGUUUCACGACACUUUUUCGAGAAAAGUACUUUCCAGCUACAGUGCAGGAGGAUUUAGAACUUGAGUUCCUUGAGCUAGUACAUGGAGAUAUGACUGUCAGAGAGUAUGAGGCACGUUUUGCACAGUUGUAUCGGUUUGUCAGACCAAUGGGUGAAACCUCCUUAGCCCAUAAGUUUCCACGGGGACUUAAGCAAGAGUACAAGACCAUUAUAUCAGCACUUUGUCUGUCUACCAAGGAGUUGAUGUAUGAGAGUGCCCUAAAUUUGGAGCAGGCUAAUAAGACUCGCGAAGAAGAUGUGGAAAGUAGAGAUACUAGAGGAAAAGGCAAGGCAAUCAGUUCAGGCAACCGGUCCUUAGGACAGAAAGGUGGAACUUGGAAGAGGUCGAGAUCCUAUUACCAGACUCCGGCCAAGACAACAUCUCCUUCUGUUAGGACCGCACUUGUUAGACCGAUGACAUCAAUAAGGUGUUUCGUUUGCAACGAAACAGGGCACUAUGUCACAACUUAUCCGAAAUCAAAGAGAACAGACUAUUAUAAGUGUGGGCAAGUGGGACAUUUGGCGAAAGACUGUAACUGA
Messenger RNA from Argentina anserina (silverweed cinquefoil), 696 nucleotides. RefSeq lists its product as uncharacterized. Gene Ontology annotation, molecular function: zinc ion binding; nucleic acid binding. The record is from RefSeq and is a predicted model, not a curated record. The coding region runs from base 1 to 696 and encodes 231 amino acids. The transcript has a single exon. NCBI's taxonomy places the organism in Eukaryota, Viridiplantae, Streptophyta, Magnoliopsida, Rosales, Rosaceae.